Molecule: messenger RNA, 2891 nt
Organism: Lingula anatina
Lineage: Eukaryota; Metazoa; Brachiopoda; Lingulata; Lingulida; Lingulidae
Product: gamma-aminobutyric acid type B receptor subunit 2
Biological process (GO): G protein-coupled receptor signaling pathway; gamma-aminobutyric acid signaling pathway
Cellular component (GO): membrane; G protein-coupled receptor heterodimeric complex
Molecular function (GO): G protein-coupled GABA receptor activity
Source: RefSeq, a predicted model, not a curated record
AUGGCUAUUGGGACCAAAUUCUUCUUUGACAUGUUGAACAAUGAGACCUUGACCCCUAUGGUGAUCUUGUUCGGCGACGCCUGUUCACAGGUGACGGCACCCCUGGCCGAAACAGCCAAAUUUUGGAAAAUGUUGCAGAUCUCAUAUGCUGAUACGAAUCCGGUCCUCUCCGACAACGCCGCCUAUCCAAACUUUUUCCGGACAAUUCCCAGUGACACCGAUUUUAACUCUGCCCGAAUUCAACUGCUGAGGAAAUUUAGGUGGAAAAAAGUGGCAACACUGUUUCAGGAGGCAUCCGGAGGGACGUCAAGAUACUCAUACGCACACAACCAUCUUAUCAGAGGUUUAGAUAGCGCAGAUGUUCAAAUCGUCAAAUCGGAAAGCUUCAGUACCGACCCCACUGUGGCGGUGAGAAGUCUUAAGGACAGCGGCGCCAGAAUUUUCCUAGGUAAUUUCGCCGAAGUCAUGGCUUGGAAGGUUUUUUGUGCGGCCUACAAAGAGGGCUUGUACGGGCCCAAAUACGUCUGGAUAGUGCUGGCAGGGUUUACAUCCAGAUGGUGGAUGGAUCCCCCCGAGGACACCGAGGACAUCGACUGUUCGCCAGAGGAGCUUCAGGAGGCCUUUACCUAUGCCUUCGGUACAGACAUUCCAGAGCUGACAAGCGGCCAAGGCGAUACUGUGGCUGGAUUGAAACCAGAGGAGUAUUUAACCGAAUACAACAAGGCCCGCAAUACGACCUACGCUCGCUUUCAUGGUUACGCAUAUGACGGUGUUUGGGCCAUUGCUCUUGCAGUACAAAAGCUGUUGCGGGUGUACAAAGGCAGUCUUCCUCUACCGAAAGAUAACCCAACCCCUUUUAUGUCAGAGUUGUUCGAACUCAUGAUGAACACCACGUCGUUUAAGGGUGUAACGGGGAUGGUCCAAUUUAGGCAAGGAGAGAGACUUGGAGAAAUCCGAAUUGAACAAUAUCAAGGUGGAGAAGAUAUGAUCAACGUCGGUUAUUUCAACAUGUCGUCGGAUCGGCUCAUUUUCCGCCCAGACACCAUAGCCUGGUCAGGACUCACUGCUAUUCAUACAAUUUUCUUAACUUUUCAGGGGAUGGUCCAAUUUAGGCAAGGAGAGAGACUUGGAGAAAUCCGAAUUGAACAAUAUCAAGGUGGAGAAGAUAUGAUCAACGUCGGUUAUUUCAACAUGUCGUCGGAUCGGCUCAUUUUCCGCCCAGACACCAUAGCCUGGUCAGGAAGCGGUCCGCCAAGAGAUAGCAGUAAACAGAUAUAUGAGACACAGAGCGUAGAUAUCAGAAUCUAUAUUGUGUUAGAGGUGCUAGCUUCAUUGGGACAGAUCAUGGCCAUUGCGUUCUUAGUCAUAAACGUCAAAUACCGACACCAUAGAUACAUUAAAAUGUCCAGUCCGAAUAUGAACAACGUAAUCGUGAUAGGUUGUAUAUUGACGUAUUCUGCCGUGCCCAUGCUGGGAUUGGACGGCAGUUUAACGUCGCCAGAACGCUUGCCGUAUAUAUGCGUGGGUCGCUGCUGGAGUUUAUCCAUCGGAUUCACGCUCUCAUUUGGUGCUUUAUUUAGCAAGACAUGGCGCGUACAUGCCAUAUUUACCAACGUGAAGUUAAACAGAAAGGUAAUCAAGGACUACAAACUGAUUCUUAUUGUAUUGGGACUGCUUGUGUUUGAUCUGAUCAUACUCAUUACAUGGCAGAUAGUCGACCCUAUGCAGAAACAGACCAAACACCUACCGGCCGUGGAGCGUGGUAUAGACAUGGAAAUUAUACCACAGGUGGAUUAUUGUUUCAGCACGCACAUGACAAUUUGGCUUUCCAUUCUUUAUGCGUACAAGGGCGUUUUAUUAAUAUUUGGCUGUUUUCUUGCCUGGGAGACCCGUCACGUCAGCAUUCCUGCACUGAACGACUCCAAGUAUAUCGGUAUGAGCGUAUACAACGUGGUAGUGCUGUGCGUGUGUGGUGUAGCCAUAUCCUUCGUAGUCAGAGACAACCAGGACGCUAGUUUCCUGAUAACUGGAUUGUCUAUCAUAUUAUGUACCACUAUAACACAGUGCUUGGUGUUUGUUCCAAAGAUAAUUGAACUAAAGAAGAAUCCCAAAGGCACUGGGAAGAAAAUCCGUGCCACCUUGAGUAAACAAAAGCAUGUAGAUCAUCACACAGACCUUAAAAACAAGAUUGAUAAGCUAGCGGACGAGAACAGAUGGUGCAGAGAAGUAGUUCUUGCCAAAGAUGAGGUGAUUCAACAACUUUUGGAUAAAAUAGCCGAGUAUGACAGGCUGAUCAUGUCAGGCAUCCCAAGUGAUGAUAUCUUCCCGCCUUACGAAUCAUCAAAUUGCAACCAAAUAGAGGAGUUUCCUUCAACCCACCAGGUGGAUCCACCGUAUGAGAAUGGACGGCAAAACUCUGAGCAAAGGAAGUCAAAACUAGCAUUCAACAGGUCAUUUUCCGAGACGUCUACUUGUGACAGCAUGGCACCACUUAUACACAGUUCGCCAGCUCGCCAUGUGAAGUGGCAGGAAGAACACCGAGGGAAUAAAAGCAAAGGUCGCAUUCCUAACGGCAAGUUAACCAAGGAGAAGCGAAGGCCACUUUUAUUUAAAAACAGGCAUGCUGAAUUUAAAAAUGACCUAGACCCUAUUGUAGCAUCUCCACCCACUAAUCCCAAGUUUUCGCGACUGGAGGAGAUGGACUUUUUGAAAGAGACGGAUAUUAUAUCCUCCGACCAGGGAUCAUCAGAUGAUGAAAGCUGAGAUUUCCAAACAAGAUGUAGGCCUACACAUGGACAUUUUGGCUUCACCAGUUCUAAAAAAUAUAUAAUUCUGCAACAUCUACGAGAUCAGGGAGCGUACCAGUACAGUCAGAAGACAUCUCUUGCCAA